This is a messenger RNA of Babjeviella inositovora NRRL Y-12698, 2178 nucleotides long. It is a transcript of the gene ERG7, whose product is annotated as lanosterol synthase. Gene Ontology annotation, cellular component: lipid droplet. The transcript has a single exon. Bases 1 to 2178 code for a protein of 725 amino acids. Gene Ontology annotation, molecular function: lanosterol synthase activity. The record is from RefSeq and is a predicted model, not a curated record. NCBI's taxonomy places the organism in Eukaryota, Fungi, Ascomycota, Pichiomycetes, Serinales. Gene Ontology annotation, biological process: ergosterol biosynthetic process; triterpenoid biosynthetic process.
AUGACCACCUACUACUCCGAGACAGUUGGCCUCGAACGCACAGACCCUUCAUUGUGGCGGCUUCGCACCGAUAGCCUCGGACGCGAACUCUGGGCGUAUCUCUCGCCGGAAGAGGCUGCGCUCGAACCACAGUCUACCUACGUGCAACACCUUCUCCAGGUGCCCGAAUUUCCGGCGCCGAAGCCGUUGCGUGCGCGGACACCGUUUGCCGCUGCACAGAAUGGUGCGGACUUCCUCGCACUUCUCCAGGAGGACUCGGGGGUGUUUCCGUGCCAGUACAAAGGCCCGAUGUUCAUGACGAUCGGCUACGUCGCGUCGCACUACUUUACGAAAACGGAAAUCCCAGCUCACAUCAAAAUUGAGCUCAUCCGCUACAUUGUCAACACGGCGCACCCCGUGGAUGGCGGCUGGGGGUUGCACUCUGUAGACAAAUCAACCUGCUUCGGGACCACGAUGAACUACGUGAUUCUUCGUUUGCUCGGGCUCCCCGCGACACACGUGGUUGUGCGCAAGGCACGUAAGACUCUCCACCGCUUGGGUGGUGCGAUCGGCAACCCGCACUGGGGCAAGGCGUGGUUGGCACUUUUGAACUUGUACUCGUGGGAAGGCGUCAACCCGGCGCCGCCAGAGAUGUGGAUGCUUCCGUACGCGGUACCGAUCCACCCCGCGCGCUGGUGGGUGCAUACGCGCGCUAUCUACCUCCCUCUUGGCUAUCUUUCGCUGUCGCGUGCGCAGUGCGCGCUUGAUGAUCUCUUGUCGGCGAUCCGCACGGAAAUCUACACACAGGACUACGCAAGCAUCGACUUCAGCCGUCACCGUGACACCGUGUGCGGAGUUGAUCUCUACUACCCGCACACUACGCUCCUCAACACCCUAAACGCGGGCUUAGUGGUGUACGAGAAGUACCUCCGCCCGAACUGGUUGUUGAAGCGUGCGCACCGCCGCGUGUUUGAGCUCAUCCAGAAGGAGGUUGAGAAUACCGACGGGUUGACUAUCGCACCGGUUUCGCACGCGUUCGACUUGAUUGUCGCGUAUAUCGAGGGUGGCAAGGACUCCCCGACGUACAAAAUGCUCUACAGCCGUGUUAAUGACACGCUUUUCCACGGCCCCCAGGGCAUGGUGGUGAUGGGUACCAACGGUGUGCAGGUAUGGGAUGCGGCAUUCGCGGUGCAGUAUCUCUUCAUGGCAGGGCUUGCAGAGUUGCCGCGUUAUCGCGGCGUGGUUGCGCGCGCGUACACACUUUUGCUCCACUCGCAGUUCGACACCGAAUGCGUGCCGGGCAGUUUCCGCGAUGCACGCGACGGUGGUUGGCCGUUUUCCACCAAGACGCAGGGCUACACCGUCAGCGACUGCUCGGCCGAGGCAUUGAAGGCAAUCAUCAUGGUGAAAAACUCGCCUGUCUUUGGCGAUCUCCCGCAGAUCGAAGACACUCGCUUGCACGCGACGGUGGAUGUUUUGUUGAGUCUCCAGAAUACCGGGUCUUUCCACUUUGGGUCCUUUUCCACCUACGAGAAGAUCAAGGCCACCCCUAUGUUGGAGUUAAUCAAUCCGGCGGAGGUUUUUGGUAACAUUAUGGUGGAAUACCCAUAUGUGGAGUGCACCGACUCCUGUGUUCUCGGCUUGACCUACUUUAGGGAGCACUAUGACUACCGCGCCGCGGAAGUUGACGCUGCGAUUGCUAACGCGAUUGACUACAUUGUAUCGCUGCAAGAGCCAGACGGCUCGUGGUACGGGUGCUGGGGGAUCUGCUUCACCUAUGCUGGUAUGUUUGCACUUGAGGCGUUGGAAACUGUCGGACGUACGUAUCAGAAUGAUGCCACGGUCAAGAAGGGGUGCGACUUUUUGGUUGCACGCCAGCUCAUAGAUGGCGGCUGGGGCGAGAGCAUGAAGUCAUGCGAAACCCAUACAUAUGUUUCGACGCGUGCGGCGUUGGUCGUGCAAACUGCCUGGGCCGUAAUCGGAUUGUUGCUCGCGCAGUACCCGGACCGCACAGUGAUAGCGCGCGGGGUGAAGGUGUUGAUGGAGCGGCAAAAAGAGAAUGGGGAGUGGGUGUUUGAGGAACCGGAGGGCGUGUUUAACCAUUCAUGCGCGAUUGAGUACGCGAGUUAUAAGUUUUUGUUUCCCAUCAAGGCGUUGGGAUUGUGGUGUGCGCGCUAUGGGGAUGGGCCGAUCCAUUAG